Penicillium verhagenii is the source of this 2568-nucleotide messenger RNA. Its product is annotated as PSP1 family protein. The record is from RefSeq and is a predicted model, not a curated record. Lineage: Eukaryota; Fungi; Ascomycota; Eurotiomycetes; Eurotiales; Aspergillaceae. Gene Ontology annotation, cellular component: cytoplasm. Bases 1 to 2568 code for a protein of 855 amino acids. The transcript is spliced from 2 exons.
AUGUCUGCGCCGAAUCACAAACAAAAUAUGACCACCCAAUCCAACACCCCGCCGGCGACUGCGACUACCAGACUUGAGAAGAGCCACCCCGGAGUGCGCCGGUCUACCCCGGAUUCAGAGGCUCUUGCUUCGUCUGAUGAUGAUGGAGACCAUGCGGUCUUGACAACACAAAAUAUGGUUUCGUCCCCGAUCAAGCCUCGACGUCGGACAUCGUGGCUCAAUGAGGUUCCUCUUUCCAUCCAAAGGAAGCAUUCUCUCACUGGCGGUCCCCUCUCUUCUGCUCCCUCUAACCCCACAAGCCCCGCGACUGACCAAGCACCUUGGGCAACAAACCCAAGCCCGGGUAUCAGUGGCUCCUCAUUCAACUGGAAUCAGUCUGGAGGCAGUACCUUUCCUUGGGGAACGGGAAUCUGGAACUCGGAUUCACGCAAGGAGCCACCAUCACGUCUCGCAGAGAUGGUUCCAUCUCCUACCAUGACCAACCCCCCACAUUCGGGUUCGAUGGGUGAUGAACUACUCAGCCCCAUCACCCGUACUAUCUCCGGCGAAUCGCCUAUUCCAUUCUCGAUUCCGCUGCACCCAACUCCCAAAACCUACCGUUCUCAGUCGUACUCUGUUGGACAAAUGGACCCUGAGCAUCUCGGAAUGAUGGCAAAGGUUGGCGCCGGUGCUGGUGCUGGUAGCCAGUAUCCAAGUAGCCGUUCCCGAGGCCCCGGACAGACUUCAGCCGUCCAGCAGCGUGGACAGCGGCCCAGUGUUCUGGGUGAAUUGGGACAUGAUACCGCUAUGCUCGGUCGUGUUCGCGAAGACGAAGAUGGUGAUGAGAUUGGGAAUAUCUCCGAGGGAGACUCGAGCUAUUCGGCAAGUCAGGCCAGACAGAUCGAACAAUUGGCCCGUGAAAACGCGAUUCUCCGCCAAGCUGCAGCUGCUGGCCAACUUGACAGUCGGUACCGGGAUCGUGCAGCCUCAUCUGCCUCGACUGCUUCUGCUCAUCCACUACAUCACCGUAUUCGAGGUGGUGUUCCGGAGGAAGAUCUCGUGGGCGAGGACCUUGGGGAGUUGCGCGGCUACGCGCAAAUGCGCGGCAAUGGCAGACGACGACUCUCAGAGCACUCGGCAAACCUAGAGCAGCAAUUUUCCUCUUUCGCGGCCCAGCCUUUGGAGAAUCGGCAACUUGAAAAUGUGCGCAAGGCUCAUUGGCAGACGUCGCUAGGCUUUGGGGGUAUUCCUGAGGCCCCACAGAGCCGUCGUCAUUCCUUUGCCGAUAUCUCUAUGCGUCAUGGUUCCAUUGGUUCGGCCGACCCCCAUAAUGCUGCUGUUGCUACUCCUCGCGCUGGGCUUGCAGAUCAUGAUGAUGGAUACGGCAACGUCAAUGAGGGAUAUGGAAACACCAAUGAUUUUGUUAGCGCCUUGCAGCAGCAGCAGCAGCAGCAACAACAACAAUACUACCCUCGUGAACAGACCUUGCGGGGCGAUGGAUCCUCUGGAAUUCCGGCGGCUCUCAACCAGUACGCGAUGUCUAAUGCUUACGGCCGUCAACCACCUACGUUGUCUCAUGCCCACCAGAACCAGCUCUUGUACAUCGUCACGUUCAAAUGCCAUCGCGCAGACGUCUUUUACGUUCAAGAAGAUACCGGGCUCCAAGUCAAGGUCGGUGAUCUCGUGAUUGUUGAGGCAGACCGAGGGACAGAUCUGGGCACGGUGCAGCAUGCGAAUGUGUCUCUCCAAAUGGCCCGAGAGUUGAAGCAGAAAUAUGCCGAAGAGCACUACAAGUGGCUCAUGAUGUUCUCUCGCCAGGGUGCGCUUGAGGGUAGUUCCAAUGCGGCCCCUGCGGGCAUUAAUGCUCGAGGUGCUGCGGAAGGAAUUGGCCCUCAUGCGCAUGGAGCUCCGGAGACAUCGACCGAAAUCAAACCCAAGCUCAUUAAACGUCUUGCUCAGAGCCAUGAGAUUAUGGCUCUACGGGACAAAGAAGCAAAUGAGGCCAAAGCCAAGCGUGUCUGUCUGCAGAAGGUUUCAGAACACCGACUUAACAUGGAGAUCUUGGAUGCCGAGUUUCAAAUGGACUGGAAAAAGCUUACAUUCUACUACUUUGCCGAUUCAUACAUCAACUUUAACUCCCUGGUCACGGAUUUGUUCAAGAUUUACAAGACCCGAAUCUGGAUGUCCGCUAUCAACCCUGCUUCGUUCGUGACGCCACCAACUGCUGGCCUUCCUGGACCCAGUCCAAUGGCCAAUCCACUCUACAGCCAGGAUGCAUCUCAUGGAGAUCGACGACACCAGCAUGAACGGCCUUAUGGAGGUCGAGAUGCAGAUGCUGGGCGUGAAAUGGCCAAUCCCGUUGGCAUGCUCCGGAAUGCCUUCACAGACACUUAUCAGCCGUUCAUCCAGUCAUCUCGCCAGGUAGAUGCCGGACAGUCCGAUCCUUUCGCCCCAUAUUCCCCUACCAGCUACGGUCCCCUGGAGACCGGCUUCUCCGACUACCCUUCUGGUAAUGCGCCUAAUAACCGCAUGCACCCAGCACAGAGUGAAUGGGUUGGCCGUUUCCAGGGUCUAUCCCUCAACUCCUGA